Ectocarpus sp. CCAP 1310/34 is the source of this 174-nucleotide messenger RNA. The record is from the annotation of a GenBank genome assembly. Lineage: Eukaryota; Phaeophyceae; Ectocarpales; Ectocarpaceae.
AUGCUUUUUUCGCGAGCGUAUCGGGACGUUAAGAAUAUGCUGGAAGCCAACCUGCUCCUCCGCUUCCUCAAGACGGACCGCUUCAAGAACGCGAGGAUGCGAAGAGAGAAUACGAAGGCCAUGAUGGACUCCCCGCCCCCACACGGGAGAGUACUUAGCUGGUUUCGAUAUUAG